AUGAAUACACAUCAAGAAUUCGAUUCUAAUGAUGAUCGAUUUGGUUUUAUUAUUAUGGAUACAAAUCAAACUUUGUUUGGUAUAUUACAUGGGAAUAUUCGAGAUAUUCUUAUGGAGUUUACAGUUGAUUUACCAAAAAAGCGUAGGUAUGGUGGUGCAAGUUCAAUACGAUUUGCACGAAUUCGAAAAGAGAAAAAACUGAACUAUGUACGAAAAGUAUCUCAAAUGGCUACACAAUGUUUUAUUAGAAAUGAGAAAAUCAAUGUUAAUGGAAUUAUAUUAGCAAUUGUUGCCCAAUUUACUACUGAAUUCAAUGCAGACGAUGUAUUUGAUUCACGUAUUCAAGAGAAACUUAUUCAACGAGUUGUAAUUUCUUAUGGUGGUCAUCUAGGUUUUAAUCAAGCAAUUGAGUUAGCUAAUGAAACACUUGUAAAUGUUAAAUUUGUACAAGAGAAAAAAAUUCUUUCUCAAUUUUUUAAUGAAAUAUUCAAAGAUUCAAAUGAAUUUUGUUUUGGUUUAAAUGAUACAAUGAAUAAAUUAGAAAGUGGCCAGAUUGAUACAUUGAUCAUUUGGAAAAAUUGUGAUUUAAUACGUUAUGUUUUACGUCAUAUUCAAACAAAACAAAUAAAAAUAAUUUAUUUACAAAUUGAUAAAGAGAAAGAAAUAGAUAAUGAAUUGGAACAACUUGAAAAAAUCUCAUUAAUUCAUUGGCUUGAAAAGAAUUAUGAAAAAAUGAAUAUUAAACUCGAAAUUGUAACAGACAAGAGUCAAGAAGGUUCGCAGUUUGUACACGGAUUUACUGGGAUUGGAGGUAUUCUUCGUCACAAGCUUGAUCACCAAUCUUUAAACAUCAUUGAGAAAAAUUGUGAAAACAUCGAUUCUAAUAUUGAUAAUGAUGAUUAUAGUGCAUUCUUUCUUGAUUAA
This is a messenger RNA of Adineta steineri, 924 nucleotides long. Lineage: Eukaryota; Metazoa; Rotifera; Eurotatoria; Adinetida; Adinetidae. The record is from the annotation of a GenBank genome assembly.